Messenger RNA from Cydia splendana, 375 nucleotides. RefSeq lists its product as uncharacterized. Bases 1 to 375 code for a protein of 124 amino acids. The record is from RefSeq and is a predicted model, not a curated record. NCBI's taxonomy places the organism in Eukaryota, Metazoa, Arthropoda, Insecta, Lepidoptera, Tortricidae. The transcript has a single exon.
AUGGACACCACAGAAACUGAAGCUAGUCAAGUCAUCGUCUUGCUGAAUCAAUGCCUUAAGCAGCGUGAAGUUGCUGAACAGCUGAAUUUAAGUCAGUCUGCUGUCUCCAGAGUCUACCAAAAGUUCACAUGGACUGGAAGGCUUGCGCAGAAACCUGGAUCUGGCCGUCCCAGAUGCACAUCGAGGAGAGAGGACCACUUCAUUGUUGCGGCCGGUCUGCGUGAUCGACACCGUACCGGCGUUGACAUCCAGCAGCAGCUGGUGCAGGACCGAGAAGAACCAGUGAGCUCUUGGACAGUUCAACGAAGACUUAAGGAAGCCGAAACUGACAGGGAGGCACCGGGACGCUCGCGUGGAUUUCGUUUCGACUUAUGA